AUGAAAGUCCUCGAAGAUAAUUGGAGCAAGGUACUUCUCCACCACCAAAACGCUGAGACGCGCUUGCUAGGGCAGAUCGCCAAGAAGACGGAAGGGGCCGAGAGUCUGCGUGAUGGUCUUUUCAACGCAACAGCAGUCAGAGAAGCCACGAAGGGGACACAUAUCAACGAGUACAUCUUGGUGUUUACGGUUAUGACCAUCAUCUAUCUCCCACUUGGCUUCGUGGCGACGCUCUAUAGCUUGGACAUGUUUGAUUUCAAUCUUCCGGGACAAACAACCUCCUUCACCGGAACUAUUGUGGUAGUCUCGGUGGCUACCUACUUGAUCUCCUCGGGGCUGCUCUUCGGUGUGCGCAAGAGGCGGCGAGACGGGAGUUUGCGUAGCGCGAUGAGCGGCGGGUUCCGGAAGACACCAAACGUAUCCAACGAUGGUCCCGAGAGGCUGUCGUACACCAAGGAUAUGGGCAUCUCUGAAUUUUUCGGACAUGGCCGGUCCCGGAAGAAAGUUAAGAAGAACUGGUUGGGGCGUUUGCUAGAGCGAAGAGACCGCGCAAAAAGCAAUCACGUCCAGGAGACCCUCAUCUUGAAUGGUAAGGACCGAUGA
Anthostomella pinea is the source of this 603-nucleotide messenger RNA. Lineage: Eukaryota; Fungi; Ascomycota; Sordariomycetes; Xylariales; Xylariaceae. The record is from the annotation of a GenBank genome assembly.